AUGGAUUUGAAAGGAGGCUCCGAGAGCAGCAGUGAGAGCAUUCGGCCCUCCAACCUCGAAUCCUUCGCCAGUAGAUCCACUCUGCAUGGGAUCAGCCACAUCUUCGCCUACGGACCAAUGAGCAUCCGCAGGAUUCUGUGGAUUCUAUCUUUCCUGGGGUCCUUCAGUCUCCUGUCACUGGUCUGUGUGGAGCGGGUCAGUUAUUAUUUCGAAUAUCCUCACGUGACCAAACUGGACGAGGUGUCAGCUGGGAACCUGACCUUUCCCGCUGUCACUAUCUGUAACCUCAAUGAGUUUCGCUUCUCCCAGAUCACCCAGAACGACCUGUACCACGUCGGUGAGUUCCUGGCAUUGCUGAACGAACGCUACGAGAUCACCAGGCCGGCCCUGGCAGAGCCCCAUGUCCUGGCUGCUCUGAAGAAACUCGCCAACUUCCGUCACUUCAAGCCCAAACCGUUCAACAUGUCUGACUUCUACAAUCGUACAGGCCACACCAUCCACGACAUGUUGCUCAUGUGUACCUACCGCGGUGAAAACUGUACUCACCACAACUUCACCACC
Molecule: messenger RNA, 561 nt
Organism: Chiloscyllium plagiosum (whitespotted bambooshark)
Lineage: Eukaryota; Metazoa; Chordata; Chondrichthyes; Orectolobiformes; Hemiscylliidae
Source: RefSeq, a predicted model, not a curated record